This is a messenger RNA of Bipolaris sorokiniana ND90Pr, 1008 nucleotides long. RefSeq lists its product as uncharacterized. The record is from RefSeq and is a predicted model, not a curated record. NCBI's taxonomy places the organism in Eukaryota, Fungi, Ascomycota, Dothideomycetes, Pleosporales, Pleosporaceae. The coding region runs from base 1 to 1008 and encodes 335 amino acids. The transcript is spliced from 2 exons.
AUGAAAUCGCGAAUAGCAGCAUUGGCCUCGGCUAUCGCAUACUUUACAUUUGCCAAUGCAGAAGUCGCACCGGAAAUCACGAUUGUGGCGGAAGGCUACAACGUAAUCGCUAAGGUCCCUUGCGUGGAGUGUCCGUUCUUGUACCAAGACACGUCGAAAGGCAAUGAUGCGCCAUGGACGCAAAGAAAAGAUGCAAAUGCUCUGCUCUUGAAUAUAUCUCUACCCUACGACUCGGCCCACCUAAACAUCAACAACGCCGCACUAUUAACAAACAACAAGAUUCUCCCGCGCAUCUACGCCAACCAAGUGCUGGAAGACAUACCUACUGAUGACGUGGCCACGCUCAUUUCCUCAAACCAGCUCGACAACCUCGGCGGCAGCUACUUUGGCGCAUCUUAUUCGUACACACUAGCCCGUGUCAAAGAUGAGCCCAAAGCCCUACUUUUCCAAUUCGACAUCAUGGAAUUAUGGACUGAUCUUACCUCGCCCCCUCUAACUGUCUUCUUGGAUAGAAAAGAGCAGAAGAUCGUUGAACUGGUGCUUAUGCAGCGGCCUUUGCUUUCUCCAGGCGAUCCAGCUGGCGCCUAUGAGAUUGUCAAGGUCCACUUGAUUGAAAGACCGCCCGCGCGGACUAGAGGCGUCAAAGGCCCGAGAAAAGUCUCAAUGUGGUUUCAUGAUUGGGAUGCCAAUGGUAAAAAGGGCACAGCAACACAUAUCGUCAACUCAGCCUCUGAGUCCUUUGUCAACUACAUCAGCUCAGGCGUCUGGGCGCUUUUGGUCUUUGUAUUCGCAGUCAUUGCUCUAUUUGUCCUAAUCUGUUUCUUCGUCAUCUUCGGCUGCGGAUGGUGGAACGAAAACGACUACGAAAUCGCACAGCACGGCAAGAAAAACAAGAGUAACAAUAGCGGAAGAGCAAAGGACAUCGAAGCUGCACGCCGCUUCCUGAGCCCCGAAGAACUGGGUCUAAGAGGAAGUGGAAGAGUCGUCGGGGUAGGCAAGAGCGAUUGA